Electrophorus electricus (electric eel) is the source of this 3100-nucleotide messenger RNA. It is a transcript of the gene tmem116, whose product is annotated as transmembrane protein 116. Gene Ontology annotation, molecular function: G protein-coupled receptor activity. Lineage: Eukaryota; Metazoa; Chordata; Actinopteri; Gymnotiformes; Gymnotidae. Gene Ontology annotation, cellular component: plasma membrane. Gene Ontology annotation, biological process: adenylate cyclase-activating G protein-coupled receptor signaling pathway. The record is from RefSeq and is a predicted model, not a curated record.
UACCGGGGAUCUAGUUUGCACGACACAUAACAAAACCCCCAGCUCACAGGAGAAUUCGCUUGGAUAUUUGUUUAUUACUGUAUAUGCUAGCUUUAAUGGUUCUAUUAAUUAUUUAAAAUCCAACUACAAGAUGGACAUUUUAUUUUGGAAUUUUCUAAACAAUUCUCAGCUAAAUACCACCGGUCCGCCCGAAAACUUGACAUCCGUUUACUCAACGGUGUGGUGGAUUCAAAUUAUAAUGGCUGUUCUAAGUAUUAUAGGCUCAGGGUCCAUAAUAUUUUAUGCUGUUUUCCAAAGACUUGUAAGAACAUCUGAGGUACAGCCUCUGUUCCUAUUGAGUUUAACCGACUUGCUUUUGGCUGUGAGCUGGUUGAGUGGUGCACUGCUCUUCAAGUCCUGUGACUCCUAUGUCUCCUGCUACAACCUCCACACAGUGGAACAGACCCUCUAUAUGGCUUCCUUCUUCUAUACACUGAACUACGUGUGGGUGCUGUAUAUGGGCCUGAAGGACAAUUACAACCGGACACUGAAUGGGUUCCCAGCCCAGUUUCCUGCUCAGAUGAGCCACUGCAGACAUCGGGCUGCGAUUAUGUCAUGCCUUUUGCCUCUGCUGCUCACAGUGCCAGUAUACAUAACAGGAAACAUUCACCAGUGUUACAUAAACUUCACCCAGCCCUACAAGUGUCUACUGUUGCACACUGGUGCUCUGUACUUAACCUCGCCAGUGAGUAAUAUGCUCACAUCCUGUAAGAUCAUCAGCACCUACACCAUCAUCAUCUUCCUCAUCACUUUCUUCUUUACUCUCAUUGGGAUUGUGGUGAUCAUGCAUAAAGCUUGCUCCUUGUACAGGCGCUGUUUCACAUCUCGUGGUUUCUUUGGCGACCGUCAGUGGGCUACGCUGCGUGUACUAGAACAGCGUAUGGUUCUUUACCCGUGUGCAUACCUUUUCUGCUGGGCACCAGCAAUUCUCCUGGCCUCGCUGAUGUUAAUCAGACCACAGGAAGUCAAGGGGAGGGUGGGAAUGAUCCUCUACAUUCUAGAGGCCUUCACCUGUGCCUCUCAGGGUUUCUUGAACUGUAUUGUGUAUGGCUGGACACAGCAGCAUUUUCGAUCUCUCAGUAGUGUCACCGUUCGAGAUGCCGACACCCAAACACCGCUGCUCCGCUCCCAGAGGCGAACGUAUGCCUCCCUCAGCUCUUCUAGUUUACCCACACAAAUUGUCUGAUGGCUAUGAAGAAAGAACCAUUCCAACAGCCCAGUCUGUCAUCCAAGCAGCCUUACAACAUGCCCUCCUGGACACUGGACUUGUUUGUGUGUGAACAAACACUUGAAAACAAAAAGGAAGUGUGGGCACCAAUGUGUGAAGGACCUUUCUGAAGAGACUUGAGUUGUCUUACUUCUAAGGUCGCAAUACAGGCAGUAGGCCUGUUGCCAAGGUGACCAUGCCAGAUGCAAGCCAAGGUGGCUAAAAAUCUAUGACAAACAAGCCUAUAUGAGAGUUUUGAAAAGCAUCUAGAAAGGGGAGGGCCUUUAGCAGCAGUUUUGUUAUGAGUUCUGCCACUGCACCUGCUACCAGAAUGAAGCAAGGGAAUUCCUUUCUUAUGACUAUGGCUUUAUUGAAAUGCAACACAAUUGAUGAACUUUUAACAUAGGAUUAGAGAAUGGAAGGUGAGAAGUUUUGGUCACUUUAUAUUACUGUUACCCUGUGCCAUCACUGACUGAAAUGGAGGACUUGUGUGUUUUCUAUGCUAAGGUUGAAUACCUGGCAAGGGAGUAUACUUUUGUCAGACUGAAAUUAUAGAGUGUACAGGAAAGUGUCUCCUAUAAGGCCCCACCACAAUCAUGAUAAAUUCCACAAAUUAAAGUGUGUGUUUAGUCAAACACUGAAUAAAUGGCAUACCCACUGCUAGCUUAUUCUUGUUGAUGCAUUAAAAUCACAAUAUAUUCUAUAUACCUGAAGAAGCAGAUCACACAUAUGGAAAACUGUCAUAACAGAAUCUAGGCAUGUAGAAAUAAAACAGCAUGUAUUUUUAAAAUUAUUUUCAAUGCACUAAUUACAUAGUGGGGAUCACAUAGCAUGGAGCAAGGUGGCUCCAGAAGACACUGCAGCAGUCCACCAGCUGGCUCAAAGUUACAAACCAUCUGAAGACUGCUCGGUGAAUUUUGGACUUUGUUGUGUUGCAUGUUCAUGUUCUGUGAAUCGAGCAUGAAUGAUGCAGUGGGUGUUGAAGGGAAAGACCGUAGGACAUUAUGAGGAAAGGAAGAGCAGCCAGAAAUAGGAUCUGAAAGAACAACAGUAUUGCUAAUUCCAUCCAGAAAAGAGGAAAAAGCCCUUUUGGUGUGUAAGACUUGUAACUUGACUUACAUUUAACUGCACUUAUUUAAGACUCAUAUUGAGACCUGUUUUGUGUGCUGUGGUUGAGAGUUCAUAUGAAGCGUAUACUUCACAAAAACAUGACUCGAUGCAAUGAUCAGAGGUUUCACUUUCUGAAGUGUGCUGUGAAACCCAAUGGUGUGUUGUAAACCAAAAAGUGCUGAAAAUCCCAAACCAGCAAAACAAUAUUCAAACUGUUAGGUCAGUAUUCAGCCGAAAGUACUCUAAGUUUCUGUGGCACAAAUAAUGUAGCUGUCUUUUACAUAAGUGUUUACUUAAAUAGUAAGUAAGCUGUGCAGUCUUGGACUGUUCUCAAAUGUAUGUCUUGUAACACAAGACAUAUCAAACAGGAAUUUCCAGUUUUACAGUACUUGAAUGAACUCAGUUUGUGUUUAAAAUGUGAUACAUUUGGCUUGCAAGUCUUUCUUAUACAGCAACCCUAAUAUAGUUUAUCCUUCAGGUGCAUUAUAGUUUUGAUUCAAAGAAAUACAUCAAUGCCCUCUGUUCUUGUCAUCUUAUGACUUUGUCCUGUUUCGUGAGUCUCUUUUUAGACCUUAAUGUUUACAUGUUUGUGAGAAGAUUUGAUAAUUUAUUUAAGCCAAAAUUUAUAAACAAAUGCCAGUGUAAAAAGACAUGUUCUUAAAUGAUCCUGCAAAUAAAUGUCACAAUGUGGUUUGAUGACUGAAGAUAUAGUUGGUGUCUUUUGUGAGUGCUGGAACUCAAAUA